CUCUCUAUACUCCAUCCACGAUGCCCGCUGUUGAUCCCCACUACCUCUGGGCUGCCGGCCACUUCACGGUCCUCGCCGCCACCGCCCACAUCGUCCUCCAGACCCUCUUCUUCCGCGGCACCCCCGCCCUCACCUACAAGCUCGCAUACUCCGGCGCCCUCCUCUCCUACUUUAUCGUCGUCUACAAGAGCCUCGGACGGCCCCAGGCAUCCCAGGCAUGGCUCAGGCGUGCCCUCGUCGAUGAGAACUGCCAGUACGCCCUCUUGGCCCUUUUCUGGUGGGUCGCCAAGCCCGUCAACAUCACCGUGUUGCCCUUUGCCACAUUCUCAUUGUUCCACUGCCUCACCUUCCUCCGGACAAACAUCAUCCCCAAGCUCGUCCCCGCUCCCGCUGCUCCUGCCGGUGCCGCUGGCGCUGCUGGUGCCCAGCCUGCCCGCCCCCCCGUAUUCCUCGAGACCUUGUCCCGCAAGAUUCAGGUCUGGGUCAAGUCCAACUAUGACACCGCCAUGCGUUUCGUAGCCUACACCGAGAUCGCCAUCAUCUUCCGCCUCCUCGCUGGUGUCUUGACCCUCCGCACAUCAUUCGUCACAUUGAUAUUUAUGGUCCACUUUGUGCGCCUCCGAUACCACGCAUCACCCUUCACCCGCGGCGCCAUCACCAACAUUACAGGCCGCAUCGACGGGUUCGCUGCCGGCAAGGGUCCCGGUGUGCAGAACGCGUGGUCGACUGCCAAGCGGUUCAUUGGUUCCUGGGGAGGUAUGCCUCUCUUGCCUGGUGAGCCUGCUGCGGCCCAAGCCCAGGGUCCUGGUGCGCAGGCGGCCGCUGCUAGGAGGUAAUUGCAGCUACCAGUAUAGCAGAGGUAGAACUAGUACAUAAAGAUGUAUCAGGUGACCUCUUGUGGUGGAGGGCCGUCCAUACAGGAAGACAUGCCCGGCGACGAGGUGAAGAGAUGCAAAUGUUCUAUAGCGAAGAGUAAUUAGACGAGGCCAUGCAGUUAAUAAGACUCGGAGUUGCCCCGCGCGUAUACCACAAGCAUUGGUGUACUGAAAGGGGGACGGCUGGCACUCGCCUUUUGACAUCGGCAAG
This is a messenger RNA of Cryptococcus amylolentus CBS 6039, 1086 nucleotides long. RefSeq lists its product as hypothetical. Gene Ontology annotation, cellular component: endoplasmic reticulum; membrane. Bases 21 to 836 code for a protein of 271 amino acids. Gene Ontology annotation, biological process: endoplasmic reticulum tubular network organization; membrane organization. Lineage: Eukaryota; Fungi; Basidiomycota; Tremellomycetes; Tremellales; Cryptococcaceae. The transcript is spliced from 4 exons. The record is from RefSeq and is a predicted model, not a curated record.